Messenger RNA from Cladocopium goreaui, 4830 nucleotides. The record is from the annotation of a GenBank genome assembly. Lineage: Eukaryota; Dinophyceae; Suessiales; Symbiodiniaceae.
AUGAGUGAUUCGACCUACUCAACUCGCAUUACCUACCUCACUGCUGAUGAUAUUGCGAGACUUCCUGGGUCAAUGCCAUCAGGUUUCCUUCCUCGACGUCCCAAAGAGCGGAAGUACCAAACGAUGAUCUUGAACCUAGCUGAUGCAGUUGAGCCCAGCCCUUUCUUCUUGACAACAGCUGCUUCAUACUUGCGAGAUUGGGUGACUGAAUCAGCGAUUCUUGUUCCUCCUUUGGAUGUUUCGAUUCUCACUACAUCCUCAAGACCAGCGCUUCAAGUUCAACCAGUGGGAAAUACUGUUCCAGUGGCUGCUUUGGAGCCCGGUGUUAGCAAUGUUAGGAUUGAGAGGGGGAACCCUGGUGGACCCCAAGAAUUGGUUGCCAACCCUCGAAUGGAUGUGAUUUGUGGGAUUGCCAAAACUCUUCAAAAAGAAGGGGUUACGUGGACAGAUGCAAUCAAUAAGGGCUAUGAAUUGUGGGACAAAUUGAACCCCAAUGUCAUGGCGGCCUUAAAUCAAAAUUCUUUUCAAGGCAUUGUUGCAGCAGGGGCUGCUGCUGAAAGCACUAGUUCCCCAGAUCCCCCUGUGGUUGAAGACCUGGAGGAUGAUGCAUCAGUGAUGGCAGAGAUCUUCUCAGGCAGUGGCAUCCUUGCCGAGGAGAUGAGCACUUUGGGUUUUGUCACCAUGUCUGUCGACUACAUUACUGGAGGGGCUACCCAUGAUAUCAGCAACAAAGAGACCGCUAUCAAGAUCGCCAACGAGAUUGUGCAGGAAAAGGUCCACUACGUGCAUUUUGCCCCGCCCUGCAACACGUUUUCCCAGGCGAGGUAUCCUCGACUCAGGAGCAAAUGGCACCCAGAGGGCAUUCCUGGCAUGGAGUGCGAUGUCUUGACUGUUUCCAACAACAUCAUCAAAAACAUGGUGAAGAUGGCCCAGAUCUUUUCUGACAAUCGCAUCCUCGUCUCAAUCGAGAACCCCCGAACAUCGGUCCUGUGGUACUUCCCAGACCUCAUCGACAUGUUUGAGGCCAGUAAGGGCACAGAGAAGUGGAACAUUGUGGAUGUGGACUACUGCAUGUUUGGCGCCGAGUACAAGAAGCGAACUCGCAUCCUUACCCUCCAAUGGUUUGACUACGAGAUCGACGGUGGCUCUGUGUUGGCCAGGCCAACCAAGGGCACUGCCAAGUACCCAGUUCAAUUGGCUCGCACAUGGGCCCGUUACAUGGGUGAGCACAUCAUCCGGGCUCCCAAGAAGGGCAAAGCUGAUGAGCUAUGUGAUGCUGUGGAACAGCACAAGGAUGUGAUAGCUACCAUGCCGUUUUGGGAUGCGUUGGUGAGCCAUAUGAACUCCAUGUUUUCCAACUUCGGUUCAGUGCAUGAGUACUUCAUGCAGACUUAUCCCACUUUUGAUGACCGCACGAAGUUGGCCCACAAGUUGAUGGAGAACUUUCCGGAGUUGGAGCCCCUUUCAACUGCUGACUGGAGUGUUGGGGUGAAAGACGUUGCGCUGUGGCAGUUGUGCUAUCAUGUUGAAGCCGGCAACAAGGGCCUAGUCAUCCAGGAAUCCAUGAAGAACUUGGUGAUGCUAAUUUUGCUACAAGGCCCACGAACCAAUCCCCAGACCCAGGCUGGAACAGAGUACUUGGUGAUCCAACCUCUUAUCCAAUGCUAUUUCUUGGAGCCUUGGCAGAGUGCAACCAUCCAAGAUGAUACCUUUCAAAGCCAAUCCAUCGCUUUCACGAAGGGAUGGACACGUGCUGUUGCAGCGCUGUAUGCAGCUGAGCUUCUCAUUGAGUUCGACCUCAUCGACUACUACAAGAACAACCUGAGUGCGAGCUAUCAGAACUUCUGCAACAUUAAGGGGAUGGUGACUGCAGAGUAUGCCAAUGAGCUAGAUCGCAUCAAUGCGAACCGUGAUCUCACUAUGGGCUCUGUGAUGACAAGGGCAAAGCCAAACUGUUUCAACGCUCUUCAUGAACUUGGCCGGCGUUUGAAGCAUGGGGAAAAACUGAGCUCUCUGGUUGGCAACUUUGACAGUGGGAAGUACCCCAAGAGUGUCUUCGGCAUGGGUCCUUCAGAGUCUGCUGCUGUCAUCAACUUGGUUCAUCACCUUCCUUUGGAAUGUCGGCAAGUCUUGGGCAAUGCAGUGGCUGAGUUUGGCAUUGCAAAAGGCCCCGUGACCCAUGCAGCCAUUGGCUCACCGAACCUUCGAGUUGGAUUCCAGCCUGAGCUGAUCUCUGAUGAUUGGAGCCUCAACAUGCGAAACUCUGAGGACUCAGUGGUCAGGACUUGCAAGAGGCUAGUUUCUGACUUCAAACAAGCUCCACCUGGCCUCCGGAAGUCUGCAACAGCACCUGAUGUUGCAAGAAUGGCUCGCAUCUGCAGAGCUUUUGAUUUGCUGAUGUCGGAGUUGGCUACCCAGCUUCCAGGUGCUUCCUUUGAUGCUGAGAAGCCUGGUGUGGUUGCCUUGUUCGAGAAGCGGGUCUUUGAUGACUACCUUUACUCUUUGAGCGAGGAGUGCCCUGCCCAGCUGGACUUGUCCAAAGUUUCUGAGCUGUCUGCAAUCCUUUCCAAGCACAAAGCAUCGGUGGAGAAGGCUGCUUUGGCAAAGUCCAAAGCUCUACAUCUCCAAGUUCAAACGGCCACCUUCCAGAAGAUGGCUGCAGAUUUGGAGGAUGACAUCGAAGCCUUGAAGGUUUGGACUGAAACUGAGUCAAGGAGGAAAGCCAGUUGGCAAGGCAUGGUUUUGACCCACAUCCGCAAGAGGUAUGUUCGUGGUUUGGAGCGUGUUCGGGAGUUCUGUGAGGAGUCCAUUCGAGUCCGAAAUGGCCCCCUCAGUGGCGCUGAGAUGGAACUGGCAGCCUUCAGAUCCAACAUGGAAGCUGGAUCUUCUUUGAGAUGCCAAGCUGAUUCGAGGUUCAUGCUGAUGGUGCUCGACAUGAGUGUGCCUCCCAACAUGGCCGACAUUGAUGCCUUGAUCCACUCUUGCUCCAAUAUCCUCCAUCAAUCCGGCCAGAAUGCUCUCCUGGUUCUUCUUCCACAGAAGUACAGUGGGCAGAGUGUCAAGUCCAACUUGGCAGCCACCCGCAGGAUUGAGGAUGCUCUUCUUGGAAGUGGACUCAACAUGGAGACUGACAUUGCUGUCCACUUUGCAGUGGACCAAAUGCAUGGAAAUGACAAGAGGCCUUUGGGUGCAAGGUGCCGGCUUUGUGUCAGCGACCAUGUUCCUGAAAGCAACAGCCCUUGGCUGAGCAGUUUGGCUGCACGUGGCAAGCUGUCUGAAGUGCCUCUCAUGCGCAUCAAGGAGAUGAAGCGCCUGACUCCACCGAACCAUGUUGGUGAUGCCAUUGAAGCUUACAACUUGUCACCAGCAGAGCGUUGUCAGCAAAAGGGUGUCAAGGCUGCCUGCAAGAUCAUUGAAAGCUUGGUGGGUGGCACACCAAUUGCUUCGCCUGAUGCCCGACUGGACAUUGUGGAGUUCAACCUUCAGGCUGUUCCUGAUUGGAUCGAGGCUUCUUGGUCUUUGAAGUCCACAUGGGAGACUGACUCUGCAAAGCCUCGCAUUGCUUACUUUGGCAUCAGCAGGGAGCCUUCUGUUCAGAAGGCAUUGACUGGCCACAUGGAAGCCAUUCUGAUGUCUGAGUGGUGGGAGUCACACACAGAUGCUGGGCCCAAGGAGCCAGAGAGCAGCGCCCCGGUCGACAAACCAGUGCUGGCCAUUACCUCAUGGGAUGCUGAUGCCCCAUCCCUGUCUGAUGUUGUGGUUUGCAAAUUUGAUGGUGAUGAGUCGUAUGGUGAGAAAUGGGCUGGGAAAGUGGCCUCAUUCCGGGACUUUGUGAACACCACCGUCACCCCAGUGAUUCGCAGGAAUGCAGGCGAUGCUGAUGGAGCAGGCUGCAAUGCUCCUUCUGGUGAUGGGCCUGACAUGAGUGUGGGCGAUCAACCUGUGGCUGUUGUUGAUGCUGUGUUGCCGGCCACGGCGAAGGCUGAUUUCAAGUCUGCUGAUGUGCUCUUCACUGUCAAGCCAGUGCGACACCUUCCAGCAGUUCACAUCACUAAGAACUAUGACAUCUACCUGUCCCUGGAUGAAUCCAUCCACAAAGCUGCAAGUCUCCAGCUGGAGCCUUUGGAGCUGCUUGGGUUCAAUGUUGGGGAAGUUGUGCCAUCUGAAGGUGGAGACCCGAACCAUGUCAUCUUCUGGCAGUACCACAAUGAUGUGCAAUUGGUGGUGGUGGUGGAUUCGGCUGCCAGCACGAAGUCCACCAUGACUUUGGCCGAGGCGCGAUUCAAGGCGAUGCAGUCGCAUUCGAUUCCUGACCUUGGAGUUCAAGGCCAUGUGGUGGAGCCCUUGAAAGUCGACAAGGAUGGCAGUGGUACCAUGGUUGAGGCCUUCAUGCGAUGCAAAGUUCAACCCAAUCUGAGAGGUGGGAGUGGUGCUGCUGCCCCAGCAAGUGUUGAGAGCUGCGUCAAGAAGCCUGCGACCAAGAUGCUCAAACGCCCAGCAGCAGCAAUGGCAGGUGGCGAAACCUUUGGCGAAGGUUUGGCUGAGAACCCGGUUGAGAAUGAGAAGGAGAAGAAGGAGGGGCCCCGCUACUGGGCCAAGCCAGUCAAGUCCCGAGAUUCUUCAGCAGUUCGAGGUCCAGACAAAGAUGGAAAGGAACACCAAGUUUGCCAGGUUGCAGUGAAGGGUGCACAGUUUGAAGAGAACCACGACAUCGCUAUGACUUUGGCUCGUAUGAUGAAUGAUGGCAAACCCUUUGCUGACAUGAUGCAUUGCCGUGACAUGAUGCUGAAAGAGUUGAAGGAUAAAGUCCUUUCCAGAAAUUCGAAAUAG